Molecule: messenger RNA, 1879 nt
Organism: Schistosoma turkestanicum
Lineage: Eukaryota; Metazoa; Platyhelminthes; Trematoda; Strigeidida; Schistosomatidae
Source: the annotation of a GenBank genome assembly
GUUUUAAGUAUACUUAAUGUUUGAAUCUUUCAACAGUAAUAAUUUAUGUGGUACACUUUUCCGCGGUCUAUUUGGCCCGUGUUUUCCAUUUAUGUAUUUUGGGAUUGGUUCUAGACUUGUGUCACUCAAUUAUGUUGUGCUUAUUUUUACCUUUCUCUGGUUAUCUGUGUUAAGCAAUCAUUUUGACAUCCCAGUUGUAGAUAAUUUUAAAUACUCUGAAAACCACUCUGAAUUGCUUGACGAGUCAACUGGGUUUUCCUACGAUCCUAGGAGUCCUUUAGUUAAAUGCUCUUAUCUUCCUCGCCAUUCCAUAUGGUGUGAACCUCCCCUAGAUUUAAGGAGUAAUAAGUCCCAUUAUGAAGAAUUGAAAUAUGGAUGCUUGAAAUGGGGCGGAAAAGCAACAAAUUCAGUCAUGCUAACAUCACUUGUGUGUCACGCUUUGGACAACAUCGAGUGUUAUGGAAAUCGUACAUUCUUGUUACCCAACUACCCCUGUCUUCAUUACAAAGGACACUAUUUUGUAACAACGUUCAUAUACAGUUUACUACUAGGAUUUCUCGGCGUUGAUCGACUAUGCUUGGGUCACAUAGGUACAGGUGUCGGUAAACUCGUAACAUUGGGAGGUGCUGGUAUGUGGUGGAUAGUGGAUAUUGUUCUUCUCAUUCGUGGUGACUUGGGCCCAGCUGAUGGGAGUUCUUGGAUGCCAUUUUACUAGAUUUUUGUAAAAUUGCUGAUUAAAAACUUAGUUUAUGUUGUCUUGUUUUGUUUUCAAGGUAUUGUCUGAUCUAAAAAUUACAUACUGAAUAAAUUUGAAUGUCAGCGAGUGAUUUUCGUCUACUUGAUGAUGACACUCAGUUCAUGGACAAGUACCCUAAUGGGCUUUCUUUGGCUGAUUUACUACCAUUUUACGACUCCAUUGCUAAGAAUGAACCGCUUAAAUUAGAAUGGGUAUGUCCGGGGAAAAUCGAUCCAAACGUUCAGAGGGAAACAACUACAACUCGUACUGAAACAAAUGAUAAUCCUAUCCCGAAGGUCCCAGAAUCCUUAACUAGUAUUGUAAAAUUAAAAGAGUUCGACUUUGAUGAGUCUCCAAAUCAACCAUCUAUUCCUUCGGUUCCACUUGGUGCUGCUGCUCAAAAUGCAAACUUACCACUUAGACGUCUAGCUGGCACUUCCAGACAUCCACCUCGUCAACCGCGUGUAGCUAGUAUGGAUAAAAUAUUAAAUGACUUUUUCAAAACACGCAAAGAGCCUUCUUCCCCUGCAGUCGUGACCGAAAUAUCCACUUCAACUAUUGCUUCAAGUACUGUACAACAUUGUACUCAAUCGUCUGAACUUUCUCAGGGAGUUAGUUUUCCCACCGAUACAAACAACAACAAUAAUAAUAAUAAUAAUCCCGAACAAGAUAAACAAGAAGCUCUUGCCGUUGCAUUAGCUAAAACUUCAGUGACGCCACAAGUUGUUUAUAAUCAAUCAGAUAAUGUACCUUCCGGUUUCACACCAUAUGACAAUCCUAAUAUACAAACUUCUUCAGCUGGUCAGCUUUCCGCUUCUAUUGUAAACAAUAAUGAAGAAAAAAUAAUGGACUGUCAUAAAUUAGGAGAAACUGACCUUUUUCCUAAUAAAACUAAUUCUUCCGACUUUUCUACUACUAUGAACAUUUCAGACAUCUCAGUCGCUUCUAUUAAUGUAAAUAAUGUGUUCCAACGUGAGAAUGAAGCACACUAAGAUUACUUGGUAGAUGUGACAUAAAUCUAAGCCAACCAAAUAUAAUUUCAAACUAUGCCAACUAAAUAAUAGCGUCUUUUUAUAAUAUUUAUUGAACAAGAAUACAAAUACAUAACUGUACAUAACAUUUUUAUGUAUAAUAAAUUUCGUG